AAACAGCAGCGCAAAUACUGUAGUCCCAGCCCAGCUUGCAACAGUCCGCGCAUCCCCAUUUCCCUUGACAUAUCCUCCCGACGAGCUCGCCGACUUUACCAUCGAUGCUGCCUGGCCAAUGUUGAGCAGCUACAGCAACUCCGUGGUCACUCGCUUCCAUUCCAGCGCCAAGGUCGGGCGCCAGCAGCCCUCGGGACCAGUCAGGACCCACCCCCCUCCAGCACCCAGCCAGCGCCCAGGGCGGCGGCGGUGCCCCAGCGCGGCAGCAGCAGCGGCAGCAAGCGGCGGCAGCGGGGCCGGGGGCGGCAGCGGCGGCGGUGGAGGCGGGGGCGGGAGCGGCUCGGGGGCUGCUGGUGGCCGUUACGUGCCAGGCCCAGACGAUAUGGCGCCGUCCAUUGCGGCGGCGGGAGCAGGGGCAGCAGGGGCGGGCGGCGGGGUGAGGGCGCGGUCGGCGGCUGUGGAUUUGGGUCUGGACCCCCUGGCGGUGUCCGCCCCCGUGUACACCCCGGCUGAGCGGCACACACUGGACGAGUCGCCCGCGGAGGUCUUCUUCGGCCGGCCGCGGCUGGGGGCGGCGGCCCGCCACACGGACCCGCAGUGGGCACAGCGGCUCACAGACCUGUACAGGCGAGUGCUGCUGGACUUGGUGGGGCCCAGUGGUGGCGGCGGCGGCGGCGGCGGUCGUUCGUCGGCGCCGCCGGUGGUGCUGGACCUGUGCAGUGCGGCGCUGAGCCACCUGCCGCCGGAGCUGUUGGAGCUCAAGGAGGCGGGGCGGCUGCAGCUGGUGGGUCACGGCGUCAAUGAGGAGGAGCUGGCAGCCAACCCCGCCUUCGCCGGCAGUAGCAGCAGCAGUAGCAGCAGCAGUGGCGGCAGUAGCAGCUGGACCUUCACGGCCGACCUGAACGCCAGCCCGCGGCUGCCGCUGCUGGCCAGUGGGUCGGUGGCGGCGGUGCUGUGCGCCAACGGCAUCCAGUACCUCACACGGCCGGAAUGGGUGUUGGCAGAGGUGGCCCGGGUACUGGCUCCGGGCGGGGUGGUGGUGGUGGCGUUCAGUGACGCCUGCUGGAGGGAGCGGGCGGCGGCGGGCUGGCUGGGGCGCAGCGGCCCACAGCGGCUGCAGCUGAUGGAGGAUUUGUUCAUGGCUGCCGGCAUCAGCCCGCGGGAGGUCGUGGCCGUCACUGACCCCCCGCCCGCCGACACCACCACACCAGCAGCAGCACCAGCGGCCCUCCCGCCGCGGCCCGACGCCUUCUACGCCCUGGUCGGCCACAAGCCGCUGGCCCCAGCCGCCAACGGCGUCGCGGCCGCCGACGGCGCAGCAACCGCCGCAGCCGCAGCAGGUGCCACACCGCAGCAGCAGCAGCAGCAGCAGCAGCAGGCGGCUGGGUCCGGGCCUGGGGUGCUGGCCGCCGACGCCGACCCGGCUGCAGUGGCGGCGCGGUACCCGGGGCCGGCCCUGCGCGAGAUGGACCUCCUCCCCGCCCUGAACGGCACCCCCAACGGCGUGUCCGCGCCUCACCCCGCCGCGGCCGGUGCGGCCGGUGCGGCUGCGGCUGCGGGCGGCGUGUCGGCCGAGGUGCUGGAGCGCUGGGCGGAGGCGUACGGGCAGCUGGUGGAGGACGCGGCGGAGCUGGGCGUGCCACGGAGCGCCAUCCCGCAGCUGCCGCCCGGCCCCGUCAGCGCGCAGCAGCUGCGGGCGGCGCGCGACCACCUUCAGGACAUGAUCGCGUCCUUCCUGUCGGCGGGGCUGUAGCGGCGGGGGGGGGCGGCUGGGGGGAGGCAGGGGGGGAGUUGCGGCUUGAAGCAUGACCACCGCACCUUUGGUGCGCUGUGGUGCGGCCACCACAGCCUAGCAGCCCGGACCUCGGGCGUCGUAACACGGCACCAGCUGGCGGAUCAGGGCGGAUCGAGUGUGGUGGUGGCUGUGGUGUUUCAGUGUGUGGCCGUGAUCAACUCGGAUGGUGCGGGCAGGUUCUAGAGAGCCAAGCGGCGCUGCAAUGGCUGUGACGCGUACCGGUGUGCUUCAGGCGUCUUGGCGAUU
Messenger RNA from Chlamydomonas reinhardtii, 2041 nucleotides. RefSeq lists its product as uncharacterized. Bases 119 to 1753 code for a protein of 544 amino acids. Gene Ontology annotation, molecular function: S-adenosylmethionine-dependent methyltransferase activity. The record is from RefSeq and is a predicted model, not a curated record. The transcript is spliced from 9 exons. NCBI's taxonomy places the organism in Eukaryota, Viridiplantae, Chlorophyta, Chlorophyceae, Chlamydomonadales, Chlamydomonadaceae.